UUCGCGCGCGGUAAAAAGGGAACACAUCAUAAACAGGGUCCCGAGGAUGCUGUCUGCCAAUUUUCGUUCGGUCGCCGACAAGUUUAAAGGGAAAGAAAUUGAAAGAAAGCGCUAAGAUUGUGGAUAAGGGUCGCAAAAUGAACUAAUUCAGUCGAGGCGGGUUCUCGGCCAGCCCAGCGGAGUUCUCCGCCGCCAGCGUGACGAGCGUGACAAACAGCUUGCACUGACCCCGCCAUGUUGUCGAGAGCCGCCGCCAUUGCUCGUCCUGCUGCCCGUCAGGCUACCUGGGCAUUCAAGCCUGCUACUGUAUCUGCUCUUCGCACUUUUACCGCAUCCUCCCAGGUCGCGUCGUCUCACGGUGACCCCCCACCCCAACUCCUCGGUCCUGGUGUAAAGCCUGGUGAAGUCCCAACUAGCUACGACCAGGCCACCGGUUUGGAGCGUCUCCAGCUUCUCGGUGACAUCGAAGGCUUCAACGUCUUUGACCAGGAGCCCCUUGACUCCAGCCGUAUUGGAACCAAGGCCAACCCCAUCUUAGUCCCUGCGACCGCCGCUGCUCGUAUCGUUGGGUGCACUGGUUCACCCGCUGACUCUCAUGAUGUCAUCUGGUUCGAGGUGAAGAAGGAUAAGUUGGCUCGAUGUGUCGAAUGUGUAUAUGCUCUUCAGCUCGAGGAAGGUUACGAAGAAGCACUUGCACACGCACACGCUCACUAA
Messenger RNA from Desarmillaria tabescens, 714 nucleotides. NCBI's taxonomy places the organism in Eukaryota, Fungi, Basidiomycota, Agaricomycetes, Agaricales, Physalacriaceae. Gene Ontology annotation, biological process: mitochondrial electron transport, cytochrome c to oxygen. Gene Ontology annotation, cellular component: mitochondrial envelope. The record is from RefSeq and is a predicted model, not a curated record. The coding region runs from base 235 to 714 and encodes 159 amino acids. The transcript has 3 exons.